CCCCCUUCCCCCCGCCCCCCCUCGCCGCACCUGGAUGGUACCUCCCGCCGGCGACGCGGGCACUUUCUGAACUAGGAAGGAAGGGGCGACUCGGGGGGGUGGGGGGCGCCGAAGUCUGUAUGGAAUUACCUGCGCCCCCCGCGGAGCUGGCAGCGGUGGAUGGAUGGGCGCCGCGUCCGCGGCACUCGCGGCCAGCUGAGCCCCAGGAGUAAAUACGGGGCUCCUCCGGCCGAGUGCGCAGUGUGGUGACCGGCACUCGCCUCGCUGACUGAUCGCACCGGAGGAAUAUUUCGGGAGACUCCUGUGGUACUCCAGGAAGCAGCCACGGAAAGACAGAAGAUGAAAGCUCCUAUUCCCAACUUGAUUCUCUUGUAUGCUACUCUGACUCAGAGCUUGAAGGUUGUAACCAAAAGGGGAUCAGCUGAUGGAUGCACUGACUGGUCUGUGGAUUACAAGAAAUAUCAAGUUCUAGUGGGAGAACCUGUUCGUAUAAAGUGUGCACUCUUUUAUGGAUAUAUUAGAGCUAAUUACUCCCUAGCCCAAAGUGCUGGACUUAGUUUGAUGUGGUACAAAAGCUCUGGACCUGGAGAUUUUGAGGAACCUAUAGCUUUUGAUGGAACCAGAAUGAGCAAAGAAGAAGACUCCAUUUGGUUCAGACCAACAGUGGUACAAGACAGCGGGCUCUAUGCAUGUGUUAUAAGAAACUCAACUUACUGUAUGAAAGUGUCCAUUUCGCUGACGGUGGGUGAAAAUGACACUGGACUCUGCUACAAUUCAAAGAUGAAAUAUUUUGAAAAAGCUGAACUUAGCAAAAGCAAGGAAAUCUCAUGUCCUGAAAUUGAGGAUUUUUUAUUUCCAUUUAGGGAGCCUGAAAUUCUGUGGUAUAAGGAAUGCAAGUCAAAAACAUGGAGAUCAAGUAUUGUGUUUAAAAAGGACACGCUUGUCAUUCGGGAAGUUAGAGAGGAUGACAUUGGAAAUUACACCUGUGAGCUAAAAUAUGGAUUCUUUGUUGUCAGAAGAACUACGGAGUUGACAGUUACAGCGCCACUAACAGAUAAACCACCAAAGCUUUUACACCCCUUGGAGAGUAAGCUAACAAUUCAGGAGACCCAGUUAGGUGGUUCUGCUAAUCUAACCUGCAGAGCAUUCUUUGGAUACAGUGGAGACGUCAGUCCUUUAAUCUACUGGAUGAAAGGGGAGAAGUUUAUUGAAGAUUUGGAUGAUAAUCGAGUCUGGGAAAGUGACAUUAGGGUUCUCAAGGAACAUCUCGGGGAACAGGAGGUUUCCAUCUCACUGAUUCUUGACUCAGUCGAAGAGGCAGACCUAGGAAAUUAUUCCUGCUACGUCGAGAAUGGGAAUGGACGCCGGCAUGCCAGUAUUCUUCUACACAAAAGGGAGCUGAUGUACACAGUUGAGCUUGCUGGUGGGCUUGGUGCUAUUCUGCUGCUGCUUGUUUGUUUAGUGACUAUCUACAAGUGUUACAAGAUAGAGAUUAUGCUCUUCUACAGAAAUCAUUUUGGAGCUGAAGAACUAGAUGGAGACAACAAAGAUUAUGAUGCAUAUCUAUCUUAUACCAAAGUGGAUCCUGACCAGUGGAAUCAAGAAACUGGAGAAGAAGAAAGAUUUGCUCUUGAGAUUCUACCAGAUAUGCUGGAAAAGCAUUAUGGAUACAAGUUGUUCAUACCAGAUAGAGAUUUGAUUCCCACAGGAACCUACAUUGAAGAUGUGGCAAGAUGUGUAGACCAAAGCAAGCGACUGAUCAUCGUCAUGACUCCAAGUUACGUGGUAAGAAGAGGUUGGAGCAUCUUUGAACUGGAAACAAGGCUUCGAAAUAUGUUAGUCACGGGAGAAAUCAAAGUGAUACUGAUUGAGUGCAGUGAACUACGAGGAGUUAUGAACUACCAGGAGGUUGAGGCCCUAAAACAUACCAUCAAGCUCCUCACUGUCAUUAAAUGGCACGGGCCAAAAUGCAACAAGUUGAAUUCCAAGUUCUGGAAACGUUUACAGUACGAAAUGCCUUUUAAGAGGAUUGAACCCAUGACAAACGAGCAGGUUUUAGAUGUCAGUGAGCAGGGGCCCUUUGGGGAACUGCAGACAGUCUCCGCAAUUUCCAUGGCUGCUGCCACCUCCACUGCUCUUGCCACUGCCCAUCCAGACCUGCGCUCCACCUUUCAUAACACAUAUCAUUCACAGAUGCGCCAGAAACACUAUUAUCGGAGCUAUGAAUACGAUGUACCUCCUGCCGGCACCCUGCCACUUACCUCAAUAGGUAACCAGCACACCUACUGCAACAUCCCCAUGACACUUAUAAACGGGCAGCGGCCGCAGACAAAAACUAACAGGGAGCAGAACCCCGAAGAGGCUCACACAAACAGUGCCAUACUGCCCCUCUUGCCACGGGAGACCAGUAUAUCAAGUGUCAUUUGGUGACCGACAUGCAAGGGGCUGUCAACCCCCUUGAGUAGGAGCAGAGUCUGCAGUCUGGUGCCUGGAACUACAUCCUCGACUGCUGCUGUUAAACAUGCAUUACAAUCGAUAACAAACGAGGAAAAACAGGGUCUUGUACAUAUGUUUUUGCAAUUUCUUUGUAGCAUCAGUCUUCCUGUUUUACCCAUGUCUCUUCCCAUUCACAUUUUUGACUUUGUUUUAUAUGUCAUUGGAAUUUGUAUAUUUACAUUUUUUUUAAAUGAAGAGACUGCUGUAUAGAUAGGAAACUUUUUUGCUUCAUUAGUAUAGUUUUAGACUUUUUGUUUGUUUGUUUAUAACCUCUCUUGGGAAUGCUUGGACAAAGCUAUGUUGAUAUCAGAAGCACCAUCCAUUUUGUUGGCCUGCCUAGCCAUGCCUGCUGCAGCUCACCUCUUUUGGAGAGUUCUUGUUCUUAGAAGGACCCCACUGCUCACUGAGAGCUCCAGUUUCAUUUCUACUCUCGUAAUGUGCACUGCUCCUUCCCUGCCCUUACAAAGACCCCCAUUUGGGGUAACACUCCAGUCUGACCAUCUAACAUGUAACUUGCUAGAUACCUGUCAAACAAGAGAAAAUACCCGAUCUGUAUCGGUUGCUUCACAGUAGUCACUAGAGUGUGUAGAAACUAUAGCCAGAUUGGUUUUUGCUUUCUUGGGUUUGUUUUUUUUCUUAAUUCUAAUUUUAAGAAUGAGUUGGUUGUAUCCCUUUUAUAAAUAUAAAAGCAACCCUAUUUUUAACAUGUCCUGGAAAAGUAUUAAUGUGGUUGUGGAUUUUAUUUUUUAAGCACUCAUUUUUUUUCUUUCUCAACUUUCAAAAUCCUGCAAAUAACAUUUGCAAAUGUCAGGCGAGUAAGACAAGUGAGGCAAUAGACACUGAAAUGCAGAGUCCUGCUGAUAUGUACAGUGAUGACUUCCAAACCAAAGGGGAAUAAAAAAGACCGUAUUGUAGAUGGUUUGUCACUUUGUAUUAUAGAAAGUGUUAUUUUCAAAAAAAAACGUAAGAGCAAAACAUUAUUUUCCUGUGGAUUUCAGAGUCCCUUGUAUUUUAAUGUUCCAAAAACUGUAUUUGCUUUAAAAUUAUAUAUUCAAGAUUAAGAAAUCUUCUUUCAUUUGAUUUUAGCUUGUAAUGAUAAAUAAAACUUUAUUAAUUUCAACAUGAUUUCAGUAAGAACUCAGGCAGAAAAAAAUGACAUGAUUACCAGAAAUAUAACUGUUUUCAGAAUAAACUUUAUUUAUACAAAAUUAAUAUUUAAAUCAG
Molecule: messenger RNA, 3720 nt
Organism: Vidua chalybeata
Lineage: Eukaryota; Metazoa; Chordata; Aves; Passeriformes; Viduidae
Gene: IL1RAPL1
Product: interleukin 1 receptor accessory protein like 1
Exons: 11
Coding region: 340-2430 (696 amino acids)
Biological process (GO): negative regulation of exocytosis; signal transduction
Source: RefSeq, a predicted model, not a curated record